AUGGCUUGUUUAGCUCAAAUUCAAUGUACAGUGGCUAGUUUCCAUCAAUCGAAUUCUAAUUGUCAAUUGUUUGCUGAUUUAUCAAAUCAAAAUGGAAAUAUGUUAUUACCUAAUAUAGAGAUUAUUACAAUGAUUGUUAUAAGUGGCACAAGAAUUCCAUCUGCACCAACUACAACGUCAACAACAACAACCUCAACAACAACUUCAUCGACAUCCUCAACUUCAACAACAACAUCAUCAACUUCCUCAUCAACAACAUCGACAUCGACAUCAACAACAUCGUCAUCAACAUCAUCGACAACGACAUCAGCAUCAACUUCAACAUCAUCAACAUCAUCAUCAACAUCAACAACAGCAACAUCAUCAACAACGACAUCAACAUCAACAACAUCAAAAACAACAACAACUGGUUGGGCAAAUCCUCAAUGA
Messenger RNA from Adineta steineri, 429 nucleotides. NCBI's taxonomy places the organism in Eukaryota, Metazoa, Rotifera, Eurotatoria, Adinetida, Adinetidae. The record is from the annotation of a GenBank genome assembly.